GUCUGGGCCGCUGGCUGCCGCGCCAGCCCCUCUUCGCGGCGGGGGAGCCGGCUGUCUGGGCCCCUCCGCUCGCCUUCUUUUCCGGCAGUUGGGGCACUUCCUGUUGUCCUCACUCGCAACCGCCACUCGGCCGCUACCUCAGAGCCCCUCGCGCGACCCCUCCUCUCCUCUGGUCGGCUGGCUGCUGCCGCUGGGGCUUCUGUCCGUACAUCGAGACCGCUGGCCCUGCCGGCGUCUGCGGCUGGCCGCCGCCCCCAGCCCUGCCUCCCACUGGUCUCUGCAGCCAUGGCAAUGACAGGCUCAACACCUUACUCUUCCAUGAGUAAUCACACAAAGGAAAGGGUGACAAUGACCAAAGUGACACUGGAGAAUUUUUAUAGCAACCUUAUCGCUCAACAUGAAGAACGAGAAAUGAGACAAAAGAAGUUAGAAAAAGUGAUGGAAGAAGAAGGCCUAAAAGAUGAAGAGAAACGACUGAGGAGAUCAGCACACGCUCGGAAGGAAACAGAGUUUCUUCGUUUGAAGCGAACAAGACUUGGACUGGAAGAUUUUGAGUCCUUAAAAGUAAUAGGCAGAGGCGCUUUUGGUGAGGUGCGGCUUGUUCAGAAGAAAGAUACAGGGCAUGUGUAUGCAAUGAAAAUACUCCGUAAAGCAGAUAUGCUUGAAAAAGAGCAGGUUGGCCACAUUCGUGCGGAGCGCGACAUUCUAGUGGAGGCAGACAGUUUGUGGGUUGUGAAAAUGUUCUAUAGUUUUCAGGAUAAGCUAAACCUCUACCUAAUCAUGGAGUUCCUGCCUGGAGGGGACAUGAUGACCCUGUUGAUGAAAAAAGAUACCCUGACAGAAGAGGAGACUCAGUUUUAUAUAGCAGAAACAGUGUUAGCCAUAGACUCCAUUCACCAACUUGGAUUCAUCCACAGAGACAUCAAACCAGACAACCUUCUCCUGGACAGCAAGGGCCACGUGAAACUUUCUGACUUUGGCCUUUGCACAGGACUGAAGAAAGCACAUAGGACAGAAUUUUAUAGGAAUCUGAGCCACAGCCUCCCCAGUGAUUUCACUUUUCAGAAUAUGAAUUCCAAAAGGAAAGCAGAAACCUGGAAAAGAAAUAGACGUCAACUAGCCUUCUCCACGGUAGGCACUCCUGACUACAUUGCUCCCGAGGUGUUCAUGCAGACCGGGUACAACAAGCUCUGUGACUGGUGGUCGCUCGGCGUGAUCAUGUAUGAGAUGCUCAUCGGCUACCCACCUUUCUGUUCUGAGACCCCGCAAGAGACAUAUAAGAAGGUGAUGAACUGGAAAGAAACUCUGACUUUUCCUCCAGAAGUUCCUAUUUCUGAGAAAGCCAAGGAUCUAAUUUUGAGAUUCUGCUGUGAAUGGGAACACAGAAUUGGAGCCCCUGGAGUUGAGGAAAUCAAAUGUAAUUCUUUUUUUGAAGGUGUUGACUGGGAACAUAUCAGAGAGAGACCUGCAGCAAUAUCUAUUGAAAUCAAAAGCAUUGACGAUACCUCAAACUUCGAUGAGUUUCCAGAAUCUGAUAUUCUUAAACCAACAGUGGCAACAAGUAAUCACCCUGAGAGCGACUACAAGAACAAAGACUGGGUCUUCAUCAAUUACACGUACAAGCGCUUUGAGGGCCUGACUGCGAGGGGGGCAAUACCUUCCUACAUGAAAGCAGCAAAAUAGUUUCCUUGAAAUGGAAUUCUAAGUAGAGCAGACUUCCUUGUACAGCAUCACGGUUUUUCUUCUCACAUGCUCUUUUGAAAGAGCUUCCAAGAAGCUUAUGGAACCCACCACUGUGUCAUGGUAAACUCUCCUGAAGUGCGAUAGUAAGUGGGUUCCCUUUCAUAGCGUGUCUGCUGACCUGCAGAGGGGACACAACUCUCUGCUACAUCGACCACAAACAGCUGUUCUGCUUCCUUAGAAGCAUCAUGAGCCAAUUUGAUUUAAAAAAAAACAAAAAAAAACUUGAGUUUUCCUAAGUUCAUCAGAACAAAGGGGGAAGAAACAGCCAUCAUCCAACAUGACUUAGAUUGUAACAUAUACUUAUCGAACAUCAGCCAACUCCUGUGAUUUGCGUGACAUGCUUUCUGCCAAGCCCACCAAGUAUUUUUUUGUUUUUCUUUAAAGUUUCAGUUCUUUGAAGCUGUAAAGUUCCAGAGUACUAAGGAAAAAAAGCAAUAACUCUUCAGCAGCCAGCCUCCUGGCUGAAGGAAGUGACCCACCCUCCCAGUGGGUGGUGAUGGUAGUUUCUCCGCAGACCUCGGCCUCGGGCAAGUGGCUUUGUAUAGCCUCCAUUCAUGGUGCACUUUAUUUUUGGUACUAGGAUAAAGACCCUCAGUCCAUUUUGACUAUCUCCUCCAGCUCAUCUGAAAUACUCAUGCUGCUUUUCUGAAUGUUCAUGGGAACGGAUACCAGGUUGAGCCAUUGUUGCUCUUAGAAGGUCCCCAAAGCCACUGGGCCUUGCCAAGGCGUUGUGGACCUCGUGGAAAACCCCACUUAAUCCCACUGAUGGAUGUUGCUGUGGACCAGCAACACCCACAAGUGCUGCCAACAGGAACUUUGUUCUUGGGAAGAGCCCAGGCAGAAGCAGGAGGCCUGGGACCCUCUUGGCUAAGGUGCUGCUCCUGCUCUGUCUCCAGAACCUCCUUGGAAGUGGUUGAAGGAACUGGCCCAGUACAAAGUGCAGAGCCAGCCUUCACAUCCUUGGAAAAGUUCACGCCUCAAUCUUUGGUGCAACUGUAUUUGUAUUCGCUUGGUGUUUCUCCUUUCCCAACUUUGACCAUUUUGCCUUGGAAUCAUGAUUACAAAUUUUUCCUUUGCAGAUGCCUUCCCUAGGGGAUAGUCCUCUCCACCCUGAAGGGUUACCUGCAGGCUUGGGCUGACCAGGCCUCUCUAUUGGAGUGUUCUCCUAAGAGAGAACCUCUGAGUUUCAACACAAAGUGCCUUUUCUUUCACAGCUGCCACCGCCUUUAGAGGACUUUUGCUGCACCAGAAAACUGUGGAGGCUCCGUAUUAAUGCAUUAUUACUUUUAAAUUUUUCGAUAAUUCUUACAGCAUCAUGUGCACUUGUGUAGUGACUUUGCCUGUUGCAGUGUCAUGGCCAUGCUACAACUGGGAGACUGUUUUAUUCCAGUCUUGAGGUUGUUACUAUCAGCUAAGAAAGGAAAGUAUGUCCCAGCUUGCCAUUCAGAAAAGAGAAAUGGAAUAUCAAAUUUACAGUAGUGAGUGAGACUACUUUGGGUUUUAAAGUCUUAGAGGAAAAAAAAAAAGUAUUAGGGAAAUAUUAACUCUGGAUGAGGGUAAUGUUUGCCCCUUAAUCUUUCAUUCAUGGUUUGUUAGUGAAAAGGAAGUCAUGUAUUUCUUUGCAUUACCAAAUAGUUGGGGUCUUAACCUCCAUGUGUUUUGCAAGAAUGUGUGGUAAGCAUGGGUAAAGAGAAGUAACAGGAGGGUGGCAGCCUGUGUGUUGGGGAGUGGCAGGGGAUAAUUUGUUUUAGGGGAAAAUGCCCACUUUAACUUUUAAACUUCUGAAUAAACUGUGUGAAAACAGUAUAAACCUGAUGUUUUAAAGGAAAUGUGGCCUAUAAUUCAAAGAGCAAGAGUGCUGGUGGCUUUUUCUAACCCCUUUGUCUGCAGACCAGUGGAACACUGUAUUUAGGCCAAGUGCUUUACUGUCUCAGGGACGAUGGUACCUGCUUUUUUGCUCCCUGAGAACAAGUCUUCUGAAUUGGAGUCCGUGUAGAGAGACUGCCUCUGGUUAGUGGUUCACAUGGUUCAGUGUUACAGCACAGGGGGCACUCUUGUAAUCAGUGCAGUAAGGCCCAGAGGAGACCUGGUGACAAAAGUGCUGUCAACUGGCAGACCUUUCUACAACUCUUUGUAGCCCAGCCCUGUUUUUUUUUCAGCCUAGGUUUGGCCAGGAAUCUCUCACGCUCCCAGGAUGGGAUUUCUCAGCUCCCUGUGCCCACCAGAGCAGGGUUCUGUCUCUGGAUGCUGUGUGCGUGAGGAGUCCCUAUUGGGUCCCACUUCUUAGCCCCUUCUCUGGGUCAGGGAAAGGAACCUCAAGAGAGACAAGGAGGAACCAGGGUAGGAAGUGCAGGCCAGACAGAAUGUAUUCCUUCCAAGUUUCAUGGGUUUCAGGAAACAUGUUUGGAAGGAACUAUGGGCUCAGUGUUGGUCCUAUUCGUAGAUAACUGUUUCCUAGUCUUAAGGGGAGGUAGAAUACAACAGAACUACACUGCAUACGUACUAAAAGGAAGCUGAAUACUGAUGUCAUUCAGCCUCUGAUUCAGGAGUGCAUCCAAAUUUUCUUCAGUACCUGUUUCUUUUUAGAAUUACUUUCAAAAGUUAAAGGGUAAUUCCUUUGGGAUUAAUAUUCAGGCUCUGAAUAGCAGAUUGCUAAUUAACACUCAUCUAUGUAGCAUAAUAGGAAUCUUCUGCCACUGCCUGCUAGUCUUGAAUCAUUGCUUUGGAAAGCCUAUCUCUCUAUUCCUUCCCCUUGUGUGGCACGUUAGUAUCAGUUAUCCCAUGUACAAAACAUGCUAGUAGUUUUUAUAAUCAUUCCUCUGGCCACUGGUGUCCUCACUGCCAUAUCCAUUGGCUUCUCUUCAGCCCUCAUGUUACAUGACCACCUACUGCACUCACACUGCUGACUUAAAAAAAAAAUCCACUCAAAAUGCCUGUGCUCUUCAGAGCAAUGCCUCUGCCUUCUUUUCAUUCAUGUGCUCUCCCCUGUACUGUGGCUUCAGCUGUAUUUUUGUGGUGAGAUUCUCAAAGUGACCAACCUUCCUAGAUCCCUCCGAAGAACUCUAGAUCCCACUCUUCCCUUCAUAGCCUUUUUUCCUAGCUCAUUCUAUCCUCUGUCCAAGCCAGGAACUUCUUAAUGGCUCCCAGUGGUAAGCAUGCACACUUGUGGGGCAUGGCCAUCCAGCCUACCAGUGCCUCCAUCAUUCCUUGCUGAACCCGCUGCCGUGGGCUCUUAGCUGACUUUGUCCCGGGUCCUUCCCCUAGAUUUUUUUUCUUUUAAAUUUCAAGUCUGAUCAUAGCAUUCUCCUGCAUAAGACUCUUAAGGCUCCCAAUAUGAUGUAAGGAGACCAAACACCUUUGAGGUAUAAGAGUCCUUCUUUACUCUGGCUGCAUCUCCACAUCCCCCAUCCUCUUUCCUGAGAACAAGCAACUAUCUCACCUUUGCAUCUCUGCUUACAUAGUUGAGCUGGCCUGGAACACCUCCUCCCCUGCUGACAGGUCCAAAACAACUAGUAUCUGUCCUUCACAAGUUGGCUCCUGUGUCAAUUCUAGAAUCCUCUUGUGAAUUCUCACAGUAAAAGCGGGCCACUCCAUAGUUUUGGUGACCUGGACUAUUUAUAGUUCUGUCUUUUACACAUGAUCAUAAAAGCCCUUUGAAAGGAAGAACUGUGUCCUAGUUAGCAUAUGUCCCUGUGACCAGGCACUGCUGGCCAUGUCUUCAGAGCAUGUUCUUAACCUCUGUGCUGAUAAAGGCAGGCCAGCUAGGGAGGCCCUGGCUUGCUUAGCACCCCUUGAAGUUGUCAGUAUUACCAAUAAGCGCGCAGGCCAAGUGACCUGAGGAGACACCUGACUAGAGGACAGCCAAUCAGAGACCACUAUCUCGUACCUGCUUGUCAUCCCUGCCACGCUUCCUCACUUGCUUUAAACCAAAACUAGAACAUAGAAGUUUGUGAGUCCUCUUACCUUUCAGAUUGACAUUUGGCUUUGCAGGGUCCUGUGUAGUUGGAGCUGAGAGUUCAAGGGGUCUUGAAGACAAGUUAACCAGAAACUCAAGAAUGCUGACCAUGAGGGCUCUGGAACCUGUGAGUUGCAAGAAAUUAGCAGGAUGCGAAAAGCACACACAGGCUCCAGGCGAGCCCUGCAGCUGCUGCAGGAAAAAAGACGACUUAAUUUUAGUAUAUGUGCUGCUGAAGCGAGCACAGAAGAGACUCUUCUGGGCAGUCUGGGUGCUACUUUCAGUCCUUUUUAAUAUCUUGACUUCCAAUUUUAUUUUCUGCUAAAAAAACAACAUGGACACAAAUGAUAAUAUUUUAUUAUAGAAAAAGCAUCCCAAAUAUAGGAUUUCGUAAACACUGGUAGGUGAACAAGUGCAACUUUAAAAGUAAUACAAAGUAAAGAGGCAAAACCUAUAAGCAUUUUGCCUUUAAGGAAAUGUAAUGUUCUCCUGCAGAGGUGAUCCCACCCAGGGCACGAACGUGGCUCCAUCACCCAUACAGGCAAGGCAUCAGGUUUGCUUUCUGAAGUCAUUAUGCCCAGUUUAACAAUUUCACGAUGAUGGCAAGAAGUAGCAUUGAAUAAAUUGCUAACACCCCUUGAUUCUUAA
Camelus dromedarius (Arabian camel) is the source of this 6346-nucleotide messenger RNA. RefSeq names its product serine/threonine kinase 38 (gene STK38). The record is from RefSeq and is a predicted model, not a curated record. The transcript is spliced from 14 exons. Lineage: Eukaryota; Metazoa; Chordata; Mammalia; Artiodactyla; Camelidae. The coding region runs from base 286 to 1683 and encodes 465 amino acids. Gene Ontology annotation, biological process: peptidyl-serine phosphorylation; intracellular signal transduction. Gene Ontology annotation, molecular function: protein serine/threonine kinase activity; ATP binding.